AUGUUCGCUCCUCAUAAGAGCCAGGAGAUUAGUCACAUAUAUGAACGAAACAAUGAAGCGACACUCUAUAUAGCCAACUUAGACGCCCAAGUGGACGAAGAAAUCCUGUGCGAGCUUUUUAUGCAAUGUGGUAACGUCAAGAAUGUGCACAUUCCGCGGGACAAGAUCAAUGGGUUCCACGCAGGUUACGGCUUCGUCGAGUACGAAUACGAAUAUGAGUGUGAAUACGCAGGGAGGGUGCUAAACAUGACGAAGCUCUUCGGAAAGCCCCUGCGGUGCAACAAGGCGUCCCAAGACAAAAGGUCCUUCGACGUAGGAGCGAACCUAUUCAUAGGGAACCUAGACGAAGAAGUGGAUGAGAAAAUGCUAUUCGAUAUCUUCUCCUCAUUUGGACAAGUAGUAACCGUUAGGAUAAUUAAAAACGAAGAUGAUACGUCCAAAGGACACGGCUUCAUCUCGUAUGAUAACUUCGAGUCAAGUGACAUGGCCAUCGAAAAUAUGAAUAAUCAAUUCAUAUGCAACAAAAAGGUACACAUAUCGUAUGCUUUUAAGAAGGACUCAAAGGGGGAGAGGCAUGGGACAGCGGCUGAAAGAUUCAUUGCAGCCAACAAGGCUCUAAGUUUGUCCUCAGGAAAUGGAAGCUCCAAUCAUGUAAUGCCCUAUAAUUUGUCUAGUGCAGAAAAUGCAAUUAAUAGCAAGCGUGGAAGGAAUAGUGUCUCGCCCAAUGUGGACAGCAAUCCAUUUUUACGAACCCCCUUAACGUCUUCGAAUGCUAUCAAUCCCCCCUCAAGCGAUUCCCUGCCACCGAUUAUGAAUUCGUACUUUCCCGGGAAUAUGCCUCCCCCCAUGCCGUCUAGUUUUACGCAACAACCGAUGAAUAUGCAUAGUGGAAUGCGCCGGAAUGGCCCCUUCAUGAUGCCGCCGAAGAUGGGCAAUCGGAUGAUGGGAGGCAUGCCCCCAAACCUACCACCCAUGAACAUCCCGCCAGGCAUUCCCCCCAAUAUGCCUCUCAACAUGCCUCCAGGCAUCCCCCCACACAUGUCCCCAAACAUGCCGCCAGGCAUGCCCAUGAAUAUACCUCCAAACAUGCCGAUGAAUAUGCCACUGAAUAUGCCACCGAAUAUGCCGCCCAAUAUGAACAUCCCUCCUAACAUGCCCAUGAAUAUGCCGAUGAACAUGCCCCCCAGUUUUCCCCCCAACUUCCCCCCGAAUUUCCCUCCAUCCUUCUCGCCAAAUUUCCCACCCAACAUGCCACCCAACGUGCCACCCAACGUGCCACCCAACGUGCCACCCAACGUGCCACCCAACUUCCCAGCAGCUUUUCCCCCCAAUUUGGUGCCCACCCCCCAGGCCAGCAUGCAACACAGCGGCUCUGUGAAUGCAUCAUCAACUGCGGAACCGAGUCAGAGUGGCCCAAGCGAGCAAAGUGAAGUCGCGGGCAGUUAG
Molecule: messenger RNA, 1446 nt
Organism: Plasmodium inui San Antonio 1
Lineage: Eukaryota; Apicomplexa; Aconoidasida; Haemosporida; Plasmodiidae
Exons: 3
Coding region: 1-1446 (481 amino acids)
Biological process (GO): positive regulation of mRNA splicing, via spliceosome
Cellular component (GO): U12-type spliceosomal complex; nucleolus
Molecular function (GO): RNA binding
Source: RefSeq, a predicted model, not a curated record